GUAUUUGACUUUUCUUGCCGUGUGGACGUGUUUCUCCGCUUUUUUGAGAGAGAAAAAAUUCAAUCCGCCAUAUUUGUGAUUUACAUACAGAAGAAAAAUAAAAUAGCCACGAGAUAAAAGAAUUUUUCCUAAUUUGUGUUAAAUAAAAAUUUGUCAAAAUUAAUAGCCGCAAGAUGAAUCACAACAAUAAUAACAGUGGUCGCCCACCGCCACGUAUAGAUGGAAUGAUAUCCCUUAAGGUGGAUAAUUUAACAUAUCGUACUACACCAGAAGAUUUACGCAGAGUUUUUGAACGCUGCGGUGAUGUUGGAGACAUUUACAUCCCACGCGAUCGUUAUACCCGUGAAAGUCGUGGCUUUGCUUUUGUUAGAUUCUAUGACAAACGUGAUGCCGAAGAAGCCCUCGAAGCUAUGGAUGGACGUAAAUUAGACGGUAGGGAGUUGCGUGUACAAAUGGCACGUUACGGUCGACCAACAUCACCAUCAAAUAACAGACGUAAUAACAAUCGCCGAGGUGGUGGUGGCCGUCGUCGUUCACGUUCUCCCAUGCGUCGUCGUUCACGUAGUCCACGUCGUCGUUCAUAUUCACGUUCACGUUCUCCACAGUCACGUUCACCCGUAAGACGUAAUAAAUUUUCACGCAGUCCCGUAAGACGUUCCCUUAGCCGCAGUGGCAGCCGAAAUGGUUUGGGCGCAAUAGGUAGCAGUGGUGGCGGUGGUGCCGACAGAGGACGCAGUGUCUCCCGUAGUCGUAGUAGAUCUUAAAGAAUAAAACCUUUUUGUUUUUUUUAUUCAACAACUAAACAGGAAAAAGGUUUUAUUACUUAGAUGUGCAAAAAUAAAAGGUCUCUAUUUAAACCGUUAUGGAAAAUGGCUUCUUGGGGACAUGUAUUUUACACUUAUUUUUAACAAUACGUUGCUGUGUCUUAUCAGCAGGCAUUAAAAGCGGUUUGUUGGCUGGUUAAUUUAAGCAGAAAGGCAGUCAUGUCAGGCAGGCUGAAAAGUGUCAAAAAACUAAAAAAAAAAUUUAACCAGUAUUAAAAAAAAUAGUCAUUAUUAACUGUAAUUGAUGAAGUGCAGAGAAAGAGUGUGAGAGAGAUAAAGAGAGAGGGAGUAAGCUGUGUAAAAGCAUGCUGCUUACAAACUAUACUCGUAAGCAACAUAUUCAAGCUGCGUAAACGGUUUUAUUGUUGCUGUGUAGCUGCUGCUGCUGCUGUGACUGCUGUUUUUUUUUGCUACUUUUGCAUAACAUAAUCUAAAAGCUGUUAGAUAGAUAAACACUUUUGGAGCGGUUGCUGAUUGAUUAUGUUGUCUGCUGUAACUUGUCUCUAUGUACUACUACUACUAUCACCAACACCCAUCCCUCUUCAGCCUUUUUGUUUCGACUGCAUCAAAAAGGUGAUUUUUAUUAACAAUUCUUUAACAAACUAACGUAAACGAAAAUUUGUAGAACUUGUCCAACUCAAGAACAAACAAAAAAAAAAAUUAUAAAAAGCAAGCAGCAUACGGCGCAGAAGUAGUCAGUCAGCAGUACUCGCUCGGUGUAUUUAUUAUAGUUUUAAAUCGAAAGCAUAAGCAGCACACUUUGCAUUCGUCUUAAUUUUUGUAACAGAACACAUGCCACCCCAGUUAUUUUUCUCAUACAUCCUGUUGCGUGCGUGAUAGAGCUGUGCUGUGUAAAAAACAAAAAAAAAACUUUUCGUGCGUUUCAUCGUACUUCUAACAUGUGCACAACACAGAUCUAGUGGUGUUGCUGAUAAUAUGAUGGUUCAUGGUGUUGGGAGUUGUGAUCUCUCUGUGUGUGUGUUUAAUCUUAGCUAGAGUUUGCGGUGAUUUCAUCAUUUACUAUAACAGAUAAAGGCAGGUUUCCAGUUUUCUAAAAGUAUUUCAUAGUGUGUCCUCUUCUUCAACGAGACCUUAGGAAAGACAAAUUAUAUAUAAGAGCACAUCCUAGUUUGCAGUAUAUGUAUGAUCGGUUGGUUGGUUGGUGUUUAGUAGCUGUUCGUUUUCGAUCGUUUUGUUUUUUUAUCACAAAAAAAUGUUAAUAUAGCACAGGUUUAUGUGGCAAAGUGGACUGACCUUGCAUUAGGACUACAACAUCUACUGCUACAUUAAAGCUGGUCGUUUAUUAAACAACAUUGGGGCUACUGGAAUAGUUGGGAUAAUUAUGUAAGUAUUAAUGGCAUUUUUAUUUACUAAUAAGAUUUUUUUCAGGUUUUUAAAAUUUUAUAUAUUUUUUAAUAAAAAAAAAUCAAUAAAAUUUUUUAAAACAUUGCAUUAAACAAAA
Messenger RNA from Lucilia cuprina (Australian sheep blowfly), 2286 nucleotides. RefSeq names its product serine/arginine-rich splicing factor 2 (gene SC35). The coding region runs from base 174 to 764 and encodes 196 amino acids. The record is from RefSeq and is a predicted model, not a curated record. Lineage: Eukaryota; Metazoa; Arthropoda; Insecta; Diptera; Calliphoridae. Gene Ontology annotation, molecular function: RNA binding. The transcript has 5 exons.